CAUCUGGGCAUUCCGGUGUAUGGUGUAUGGCAUACAGAUGCGGAGCGACCUGGAGCAAAUCGGGACAUCGAGCAAAUCGGCAGUGCUUUGUUGGACCGCCGAACUGUGGGACCAGCACAGCCAGCGAAUUCAGAUUUCGCAUUUUUAGAAAUGUAUUCAGUGCAGGGGCGACAUUCGCAGCGGCAACGAAAGCGACAGCCAUAGCAUACCCAUCCACCCACACACUUGCACCUUGGCAUCGGGCACCUGGCACCUGGCACCUGGCACCCUGGCACCCUGGCACACAUACGCAGCUCACCAAUACAGGCGCGAACAGAUAGAAGAGAGAGUGCGGGAGAGAGCAUUGAAGAAAGUGGUCAAGGAGGAAAGCUAGAAAGGCGUGUGCGUGUGCGUGUGUGUGUGUGCUUGCUGUGAAUGCACGCCGGAAAUGGCCAAAUUAGUGACAUACAUCUUCAUCGCCAGCUCCCUGGUCCUCUGGUACCUCCUGCUGUUCGGUGGCAGGGGCGUCCGGGGCGUCAGGGGCGUGGAGGCCACCAACGGGCACGGGGGUCAGCUGGAGGGACGCGACUUUCAUCACCACGGCGGCAGCCACCACAUUCGCCGUAACAUAAAUCACUGCUGGCGCCGUUACGAUGGCUACAACCUGCAGAACACUGUGGUCAACAAAAAGGAGCAGCUGAAGAAGCCCUAUGGCAUAUUGUGCAACUUCAAGUGCACCUGGUUCUUCACCGUCAGCUUCCCCACUUGCGAGUUCAUCUACGACUAUAAGUUAUCCUGCGUGCUGUUCACUUCACUGCCCGACUGUACCAGCGUCCAGUGUACGCUUAUGAAUUACUUCGAUUAACUAGUGUAUCUUUUUAAGCAUCUUUUUUUUUGAUAGCCUAAGUCUGACUAAUACUAGAUUUUAUAUGGACGUGUAGUGCGAGCUAGAAAGAAAGUAUUAUUAAAUCAAAAGACCUAAUUUACGAGAA
This is a messenger RNA of Drosophila erecta, 971 nucleotides long. RefSeq lists its product as uncharacterized. NCBI's taxonomy places the organism in Eukaryota, Metazoa, Arthropoda, Insecta, Diptera, Drosophilidae. Bases 428 to 844 code for a protein of 138 amino acids. The record is from RefSeq and is a predicted model, not a curated record. The transcript is spliced from 3 exons.